Molecule: messenger RNA, 3114 nt
Organism: Drosophila willistoni
Lineage: Eukaryota; Metazoa; Arthropoda; Insecta; Diptera; Drosophilidae
Product: endoplasmic reticulum metallopeptidase 1
Exons: 11
Coding region: 319-2904 (861 amino acids)
Biological process (GO): proteolysis
Molecular function (GO): metalloexopeptidase activity
Source: RefSeq, a predicted model, not a curated record
GCAGUGCAGUAGCAGCAGCUCGUGCAGACCGACCAUCUGAAUAUCAUCAGAACAUUGCCAAACGCUGAAGGCGACAGUUCGUUUUUGGACGACGUCAACGGAAAGUGUGUGUCGUUCAGCAUUCUGAAAAACCUAAAGUUUCGAAAAUUUAUUCAAAAAAUAUCAAAGUUUAUUUUCGUCAGAUGUGCUAAUAAUUUUCGCGUGCCAACGGUUUGUUGUUUUUUUUUCUUCGGUUUUUUUGUGACAUCUAAGAACGGAUAUCCAUUGACGAAACAUUAGGAAGGCCAAUUUACUAAAGUGCAUAAUCCACCGAAAAAAAUGAAAUCCAAAUACGAGAACAUGAAGAUCAUCUAUAAUCGCAGCAAAAUCGGUUGGUAUUGGGCCCCGUUGUUUGCUGCCUUUUGGUUUCUGCUGUUCUAUUUGGUUGUAGUGCCAAGUUUUCAUCGUAUGCCCAAACUGAAAACCCAAGAGGAUGAAUUGAAGCAACCUGGACAAUUUAUAGGCGAACGUGCGGAAAAUACUUUGCUUCGACUAUCCAAAAUUGGUCCAAAAAUUGUCGGAAGUGCAGCUAAUGAACAGGUUGCCGUACAAUUUCUACUUAGUGAGAUUACGGAAAUCAUAAAUGAAGCACGCUUGGAUCUCUAUGACAUUGAGAAGGAUGUGCAAAUUGCAUCGGGAAACUAUUUAUUAUGGUCCAUGGUGAAUGUUUAUCAAAGUGUACAGAAUGUGGUUGUAAAACUAUCACCCAAAAAUGUGACUAGUGAGGCUAGUCUACUGGUUAAUAGUCAUUUUGAUUCCGUGCCUGGCAGUUCGGGAGCUGGCGAUUCGGGCAUGAUGUGUGUCAUAAUGUUGGAAGUUCUACGAGUGAUAACCAAAUAUGAGACACCAUUAACCUAUUCGGUGGUCUUUCUUUUCAAUGGAGCCGAAGAGAAUCCUCUGCAGGGAUCACAUGCCUUCAUCACACAACAUCCUUGGGCCCAGAAUGUCAAGGCUGUUAUAAAUUUGGAUUCAGCUGGCAGCGGUGGACGUGAAAUUCUCUUUCAAUCCGGACCAGAUCAUCCAUGGCUUAUAAAGUAUUAUGGCAAAAAUAUUGUCCAUGCCUUUGCCACAACUGUUGGUGAGGAAUUAUUUCAAAAUGGUUUUGUUCCCUCAGAGACGGAUUAUCGUGUUUUUAGGGAUUUUGGCAAAAUUCCUGGUCUCGAUAUGGCUCAGACUUUAAAUGGUUAUGUCUAUCAUACUAAAUACGAUCGUUUUAAUAUUCUACCAAGGCGUACUUAUCAAUUGACUGGUGAAAAUAUAUUGGCUUUGGUUAAAGCUUUGGCUAAUGCCCAUGAACUGGAAGAUCCUUCGAAACACUCUGAGGGUCAUAUGAUAUUCUUUGAUGUGAUGGGCUGGUUCUUUGUCUAUUACACGGAAACAGUUGGCGAAAUAAUCAAUAUAUUUGUCUGUGUUUUGGUCUGUGCCACAAUUGUGGCAUAUAUAUGGAGUAUGUCCAGCACUACGGGAAUGUUUAGGCGACGCAUUUGGGCCAAAUUUGGUAUAUUGGCUGCCCUGCAAGUUUGCGGUGUUGGCCUUGGCUUUGGUCUGGUUAUAUGCAUAGCUUUAUUCUUGGAUGCUGUGGGUCUAUCGAUGUCUUGGUUCUCACAGACUUGGAUGUUAUUUGGCUUAUACUUUUGUCCCAUGUUCUUUGGCUUGGGCAUACUGCCGGCCAUCUAUUUUAGUCGCACAAAGGAGCAUGGUUUACCUCUAGCCUAUGGCAUACAGCUCUUAAUGCAUUCUCAUUGCCUUAUUUUGACGGUAAUAACUGCUGUUAUGAUCACCUAUAAUGUGCGUUCCGCCUUCAUUAUAAUGCUGUGCAUAGGAUUCUAUACCAUAUCUGUGCUCUUUAAUAUGGCCACUUGUGUGCACAAGACAAAUUUCCUUUGGCUUAUACCACAUUGUCUAUGUCAGAUAUUGCCCUUUAUGUUCUACACUUAUUCGUGCUAUGCCUUCUAUGUGGUCUUUAUACCUAUGCAGGGACGUGAUUGUGAUUCCAAUCCUGAUAUACUGAUGGCCUCCUUUACGGCUUUAUUGUGCAUUCUGUUUGCUCCAUUUUUGAUACCUUUGUUUUGCCUAUUCCGUAAAUCGAAGACGAUUAUCUCAUUGUUUGGCAUUUGCACAUUGCUUUUCAUGAUUUUUGCUGCCACACCUGUUGGCUUCCCCUAUGUGGAGAAGACAGCAGCUCAACGUUUCUUUGCUGUGCACACAAGUCGCACCUUCCAUAAUGGCGAUCCUCAGAGCAGUAUAAAUCGCACAGAUUCUGGUUAUUUUGUUCAACCAGUCGAUCGUCGCCCUACGUCAGUGAAUGAGGCACUUUUCACAAAUACAAAUUAUACCAAAUCUGAGAAUAUUGAUUGCGAUUCAGAAAUUAUGUGUGGCUUUCCCAUUUAUAGUUCACGUUGGCUUAAUGCAGUACCCAACAGCUUUUGGGUUCCUGGCCCAGAGCCAAAUACGGAUUAUAUACCAACAGUUACCAUUAUUGAGAAAUCAAGCAACUCACCCACAAAUAUUCAAUACACAUUGGAAAUCUCAGGACCCGAUCAUUGUAGUAUAUUCAUUCAGCCGUUGAAUAACUCAAAGUUAGUAGAUUGGUCAUUCACCAAAGAACCGCUGGAACAGAAUAUAGAGCCGCCCUAUUAUGUAUACUGGUCAUAUGCCUUGGAUCCCACACCAUUACAGUUUACCAUGGAAUUUGAGCAUGAAUCAGAGGAUUGGAGUGGUUCAACAUUCAAAAUUGCUGUAAUGGGCCACAGAACUCACGAUGAUAUGUUUGUUGAGGAAGAUUUUCGUGAAUUCUUGGCCACUUUCCCAGCCUGGGCGCAUAUUACCUCUUGGAUUGGUUCCUACAAUAGUUGGCAACUCUAAGUUGCAAUUGUUUUAUUUGCCAUCAUGAUAAUUAUUACAUCUAUUAUAUUAUAUUAUAAUUACUUACCUUACCUAAUUCUACAAACAUACAUAAUGUAUGUAUAUCCCCCCCCACAGGGUCAUCCAACGAACAAACAUCAAAUGAGAGAGAAUAAGAACCUCUUUAACUAUUAGUUAUAUAAAUAAAAAAUUUAAAUUAUUUAUUAAGUA